Messenger RNA from Erigeron canadensis, 2158 nucleotides. Its product is annotated as protein WHAT'S THIS FACTOR 9, mitochondrial-like. NCBI's taxonomy places the organism in Eukaryota, Viridiplantae, Streptophyta, Magnoliopsida, Asterales, Asteraceae. The record is from RefSeq and is a predicted model, not a curated record. The transcript has 2 exons. Bases 506 to 1681 code for a protein of 391 amino acids. Gene Ontology annotation, molecular function: RNA binding.
AAAAAUGAUUACCGUCUAAAAUGUAAAUCCGGGUCUCCUUUUCCUAUCCAUGGAGCAUCUUCUAUACUUCCAAUCAUCUCAAGCUCUCAAUUGAUAUUAUUUUUUAGAUUAGAUGAAGAUAACUUUCCCACCCAUCAAUUGAAAAUCUCCAAUCCUAUAAUAUUUUUUGAAAAUCUCAUGCGACAUCAUCAUCGUUGUUAUCGUCUUCUUCUAAUACAAUCAGUCGCACACAAAACGAGAUAAUGAGGCUCAUACACGGAUCAUCUUCUCAAAGCCUUAAUAACAACAUGUAACUAACCAAUUUCCCACUUAACAACUGAGCUCCACCGCUAUUAUCUUGAGAACGUUUCCUUAAUAUAAGAGAAGAUUAAAGAUUUCCCAUAUUAUCUUGAGAACGUCUCCUUAAUCAAGAAAAAUUCUUGAAUUUUGAAGGUAGAUCAUGUAGUCUUGAAGAUUUCAUAUAAGCCAUUGAACUUGUUGGCAGAUUCUGGUAAAUGUAGUCCCAAUGACACUUCUUAAUCGAUAUGCCAUCCGAAACAACCACCUUCACCAUCAUUUUUACCUGCAACCAGUUCGUACCUUUGUCGAUGCAAGAGUUAAAUGGGUCCGAGAUGCCUACCUUGACUUUGCUGUUGAAAAGGAGAAAAACCUCAAACCAAUACUUUCUCUCAAGAAUUUAAUCAUCUCCCAACCCUCUAAAGCCAUCCCUCUUUCUACUGCGUCCUUUUACAAAACCAUAUUCGAUCUCCCCAUUACCGCUACAAAUUUCUUCCAAAAGUACCCUUCUGUAUUUGAAAUCUUCCAACCCUCCAAACCAUUUUCCCACCCUCACGUUAAACUCACUCCACAAGCUUUAACUGUACACAAUGAAGAAUCAAAGAUUUUGAACUCUUCCAGUUACCGUAAAGACGUGGCUGAGAGAUUAACAAGACUGUUAAUGCUCACACGAGCAAAAAAGCUUCCUUUAGAUAUUAUUAAUUUGAUGCGUUUUGAUCUUGGCUUGCCUCAUGAUUUUAUCCUCACACUUCUUCCCGAAUUUCCUGAAUAUUUUCAGAUUUGUAAUAUGGAUAAUAAUUCAACGGGCUCUGUAGUGUUCGGUCUAGAAUUGGUCUCGUGGAGAGAUAAUCUGGCAACCUCAGUGUUGCAGAGAAAAACAAUGGAGGAAUCUUAUGGUGUUAAAAGGCAAAUCCCCAUUAAGUUUCCAAUAAAUUUACCAAAAGGGUUUGAUUUAGAAAAGAAAGUAAGAAUCUGGGUGCACGAAUGGCAGAAUCUGCCUUAUAUAUCACCAUAUGAAGAUGCAUUCUUCUUGUCACCCAACAGUGAUCAAGCCGAGAAGUGGACAGUGGCUGUAUUACACGAGUUGCUGCAUCUUUUUGUAUCGAAGAAGACAGAGAAGGAAAACUUAUUGGCUUUAGGGGAUUAUUUGGGAUUUGGGCCGAGGUUUAAAAAGGGGUUGGUGCACCAUCCAGGAAUCUUUUAUGUUUCAAACAAGAUCAGGACACAAACUGUGGUUUUACGGGAAGCUUAUAAGAAGGAUCUCUUGGCUCAAAGACAUUUGUUAAUGGGAAUGAGGUAUCGGUAUCUGCAUCUUAUGAACCAGAGUAUCAAUGUAAAGAGAAAAUAUGGACUUCUAGUUAGUUGCGGUAACCAACGCAUGGGUUCUUUUAUCAAGGGAGCUUAACAAGAAGUUCUAAAUGCGAGUUUGAUAAUGCUAACUGUGAAACAUUGCUGGAAACGUAGACAUGGAAAUGUAGGUGAUAUGUGUAAGGGCAACAUAGUUGGAAUCCUGGAUUGAUGGAUAAUCCACAUUCUGAAAUCCUUAACAUCAAUUUCGUAUGACAAGGAAGCUUAUAUGCAGGAGUUGUAACCCUUCUAUUUGUGAAUGAGCUGAGUUGGGUUGUGUUUAGUAAUGGUUCAUACAGGUAAAUCAGAAAGUAUUUAUAAUAUGAAACGGGUCAAAGAGGUUGAAUGAUGUCCAACAUAUAUACUUAAUGCAUUAAUUCCUUUUGGGAUGUGUUUUGAAGAUCGCAUUCCCUUUUGUGGAAAGGAUUUUAGCUACUUGUCCGUUGUCAUCGUCAGCACAUAACUAUAGAUGUUUAUAAAUUCAGGUAUUUCUGUAUCUAUGUUGUUUGAAUAUUACUAAAACUCUUGCUUAAAA